AUGGACAUUAAGGGCACCAUUGUGGAUUGCAAGCGCAGCGGCACAGAGGAGGUCAUUUUCCGCUUCCUAAUCCUUGACGCCCCGAGCCCAAGCAGCUUGCCCACCUACGUGAAGCUCCUGCAGCGACAAAAUGUGCACCAUCUCGUGCGCGCCUGCGGCCCCACCUACAACGCCGAGCUAGUGGAAAAGAAUGGCAUCCAGGUGCAUGGGUGGACCUUCGACGAUGGCGCGCCGCCAACGCGGGCUGUGAUGGACCGGUGGCUGGACUUGCUAUCUCAGGAGGUCGGCAAGACGCCACCGGAGACUAUCGCGGUCCACUGCGUGGCGGGUCUAGGGCGGGCACCGAUUUUAGUAGCGUUGGCACUGGUGGAGUAUGGUAACAUGGCUCCGCUGGAUGCCGUUGGCUAUGUUCGCGAGCGGCGGAAGGGUGCCAUCAACCAGGUGCAGCUGAAUUGGCUUAUGCGGUACAAGCCGCGCCAUCACCAAGCGAGUGAUCGUUCGCUUGUCUGCACCAACUGCGCUGUGAUGUGA
This is a messenger RNA of Leishmania braziliensis MHOM/BR/75/M2904, 531 nucleotides long. RefSeq names its product protein tyrosine phosphatase-likie protein. The record is from RefSeq and is a predicted model, not a curated record. Bases 1 to 531 code for a protein of 176 amino acids. Gene Ontology annotation, molecular function: protein tyrosine phosphatase activity. NCBI's taxonomy places the organism in Eukaryota, Euglenozoa, Kinetoplastea, Trypanosomatida, Trypanosomatidae. The transcript has a single exon. Gene Ontology annotation, biological process: protein dephosphorylation. Gene Ontology annotation, cellular component: nucleus.